CGGCUUAUUGACCGAUCCAACGCCCAAGUACAGCUAGAUAUUUGUUCAGGUAAUCAAGACACACAACAGACAAUGCAAGAUUCAAUCUUAUUGGCUAUUUAAUCCCUCUCUCUUCCUUCGAUUGAAAAGCCGAGACUGUAUGGUAUGGUUGAUAGGGUCUGUAGGAAAAUAAGCAUAAAUUGGGCGUAAAUGCACACACAGCGCGUUUAAUUUCAAUCAAAUGCAUCAGGUCACUGCUCUCUUUCAACAACCUAAGACGUUUCCUUCCCCGCUCUUGUUCCCCCUUUUGCUGAUUGGUUGUUCUAUCUUUGCUUCUUACAAUCAAUAUAAUUUAUUCAAUACUUCUUUCUCUCUUAACCACCAAUACGAAACAGGCAUCCUACACCUCUUUCAUUUUAAACUCCUCUCAUCACCUCUCCCUUUAAACAUUCAAGAUGGCCACACAAAGCACAUCCCAACCUCUCAAAGAGAUCACUCGUGAUGAAGUGGCAAAGCAUAACAAGCAAGGUGAUCUUUGGAUCGUGAUUGACGCAGUCGUUUACAACGUUUCCAAAUUUGCCGAAUUGCACCCAGGUGGUGAAGCUGUUUUCUACGAUGAAGAAGUUGCAGGUCAAGAUAAUACUGAAACAUUCUUUGGAUUACACAGACAUGAAGUCCUUUUGCGUCCAGCUUACCAACGUCUACGUAUCGGUAAAAUCCAAGGAGAAGAACAAAAGAUCAAAGCUCCCAUUCCAGGAGAAGUUUCAAAGGUUCCUUAUGCCGAACCAAUGUGGUUGACACCAAACUACUACUCUCCUUACUACUCUGACUCUCACCGUCGCUUGCGUAAGGAAAUGCGUGCAUACGUUGAUAACCGCGUUGUCGAAGUCGCCCAACGAUGUGAAGAGAACGGUAAACGUCCAGAUGUUGAUUUGGUACAAGAGAUGGGCAAAUUGGGCAUCAAUGCUAUGCGUAUGGGUCCAGGCAAACAUUUGCAUGGACGCAAAUUGUUCGCUGAUAUCAAAGGUGAAGAAUUUGACUAUUUCCAUGAAUUGGUCAUGACACAAGAAUUGGUCCGUAUGGCCGCUCGUGGUUUCGGUGAUGGUUUGCAAGGUGGAAUGGUUAUCGGUUUGCCUCCAAUCAUGAACUUUGGCUCAGAUGACCUAAAGAAGGAAAUCAUUGAGCCCUGCUUGAACGGUGAAAAGUUCAUCUGUUUGGCCAUCACUGAAGCAUUCGCUGGAUCAGAUGUUAUGGGUAUUAGAACAACUGCCACUUUGACCGAAGACGGUGAACACUACAUCGUCAACGGUACCAAGAAAUGGAUCACAAAUGGUAUGUUUGCCGAUUACUUCACCACAGCUGUUAAGACCGAUAUGGGCUUCGCAGUUAUUUGCAUUCCUCGCAAAUGUGGUGGUAUUGAAACCAAGCAAAUCAAGACUUCAUACAGUACCACUGCCGGUACCGCAUUCAUCACAUUUGACAAUGUUAAGGUGCCUAAGAGAUAUUUGGUCGGAGAAGAUGGAUUGGGUAUUCAAAUCAUCUUAUCCAACUUUAACCAUGAACGUUGGGUUAUGUGCUGUUCAACAAUUCGUGCUUCUCGUGCCGUUUGUGAACAAAUGCUUUUGUGGGCCAACCAACGUAAAGCAUUCGGCAAACCUCUAACCAGUCAAGCCGUCGUUCGUCAAAAGAUCGCAAGCUGUAUUGCACAAGCCGAAGCAGCACAAAACUGGUUGGAAAGCUGCACGUACCAAAUGACAAAGAUGACGUACAAGCAACAAUCUCUUUUCUUGGCAGGUCAAAUUGCCUUGCUCAAAUCAUGGUCUACUAGAGUUUCCCACGAUGUUGCCGAUAAUGCCGUUCAAGUCUUUGGUGGAAGAGGUGUUACUAAGGGUGGAAUGGGUAAAUUCAUCGAAGAAUUCCACCGUACAUACAAGUUUGAUGCCGUUUUAGGAGGAACAGAAGAAGUUUUGGCCGAUUUGGGUGUUCGUCAAGCAUUGCGUUUCAUGCCUGAAGAUGCUAAGCUUUAAAAGUGGUCCACAACUUUAUAAUACGUAAAAAAGGGUAAUUUUACCAGAUAUACCUGUAUACUCCUCCUCUAUUGCUCUUUAUCCUCAUCCUUUUUCUUUAUUAUUUCUCAUAUAUGUUCAAUUUAGAUGCUUCUUUUUUAUCUGCUCCUCUUUUUUU
Messenger RNA from Meira miltonrushii, 2163 nucleotides. RefSeq names its product acyl-CoA dehydrogenase NM domain-like protein. The record is from RefSeq and is a predicted model, not a curated record. Gene Ontology annotation, molecular function: acyl-CoA dehydrogenase activity; flavin adenine dinucleotide binding. The transcript has a single exon. The coding region runs from base 435 to 2006 and encodes 523 amino acids. NCBI's taxonomy places the organism in Eukaryota, Fungi, Basidiomycota, Exobasidiomycetes, Exobasidiales, Brachybasidiaceae.